This is a messenger RNA of Parnassius apollo (apollo), 573 nucleotides long. The record is from the annotation of a GenBank genome assembly. Lineage: Eukaryota; Metazoa; Arthropoda; Insecta; Lepidoptera; Papilionidae.
AUGAUGGGCCUAAACUCGUUGCCUGAUAUGGAAUUAUAUUGGUCUAAUGACCCAUUCUACAACAAUAAAGAGAUUUCGCAAGUCAUGACCAUUAAAAGAUUUAAGAAAAUCACUGAAAAUCUCCAUAUAAAUAAUAACGAAGAGGAGCCAAGAAGAGACUCGCCUAAUUACGAUAAACUUUUCAAGUUGAGGCCGAUGAUAACUGAACUUAAUAAAAAAAAUUCAGAAGAGAUGUAUAAUUCGAGCCAGCAAUCAAUCGAUGAAUGCAUGGUCAAAUUUAAAGGCCGAUCAAGCCAUAAGCAGUAUAUUAUGCCAAAGAAACCAAUUAAACAUGGGUUUAAGGUUUGGGCACGUUGUGACGCAAAAACGGGCUACCUUUAUAAAUUUGAAGUGUACACCGGUAAAGGUGACAGCAUAGAAGAAGAAGGUCUGGGAUAUAAUAUCGUGAAUAAACUCUCGCUUGACUUGCCUGAAAAUACGCUUCUAGCAUUUGAUAAUUUUUUUACGGGCUGUAAUAUAUUAGAAGCGCUGUAUAACAGAAAAAAUUUUUGCUAUAGGGACUGUAAGACCUAA